GUAUCCGCAUAACGUUGAAGUCAAGCAUGACCCGACACCGAUUAGCCAACCACGUGUUAAAGCGGAUUUAAAUUCCACAACAUUGGUGAUAUCAGGACCACUGGGCGUACAUUCCAUGCCAAUCAAACCAUACAUCAGGAUUAAGUUCAUCGAUUCUGACAUGCCGUACGCACCACCCAAUGAGCGAAAACAAGAGAAGAGGGGCAGGUCUCUCUCGAGCGGUGACGACGACGAAGAUGAUGAUUUCUUCGAUGAAAGCGAUUUUGACAAAAAACUGGCGAUAUCUGUCGAAGAUUACCGAAUCAAAGAGCAGAGAGCAAUGUGGGGGACGACCAGAUCCUUAAUUGCCAACUAUGUUAAGGGAGUUUCCGAAGGUUACAGGGUUUUAUUGAGGUUCGUUGGUGUGGGAUACCGAGCCAGCUUGGAGGCGGAUCCUCUUUCAGAAGGGAAUCGUAAACAACUUCAUCUGAGAGUUGGAUACAUUCACCCUGUCAUCUUAAAUAUCCCUCCUCACAUUGAAUGUCGCUUACCCAGUCCAACUAAAAUUGUCUUGAGCGGAACCGAUAAACAAUCGGUGAUGAUGUUUGCAUCGAAAAUAAGGGCACAUAGGAAACCCGAACCAUAUAAUCAAAAAGGUAUCUUCAUCAACGAUGAAACCAUCAAAAAGAAGAACAGCAAGAAAAAAUAG
Molecule: messenger RNA, 688 nt
Organism: Acaulospora colombiana
Lineage: Eukaryota; Fungi; Glomeromycota; Glomeromycetes; Diversisporales; Acaulosporaceae
Source: the annotation of a GenBank genome assembly